UCUUCUCUCAAGCUGCUUCUAAAACAACAGUGUUACAGUCUCAGAGGAAACAGCCAGAAAGGUUUAUCUCCACAGCCUAGACUGGUGUCAUAUAAAAGCAAGAUUAAUAACAUUCUAGCACCCCACUGGGCAAAAACUGGUUGAAUCAACGUUGUUUCCACGUCAUAAAAAAUGUUCAUCAAUGUGAUGACGUUGACUCAACGUGGAAAACUGAUUGGAUUUGCAAAAACUCAUUGACAUAAAGGAAUUGUGUAUUUUUUUCACCCAACUUUUAACCUAAAUCUAAUGACAGGGUAAAACUGUUUGUUGAUUUCACAUUGAAUUCACGUUAGUUGAUAACUCAACCAAAUGUAAAUCAAAACUAGACGUUGAACUGGCGUCUGUGCCCAGUGGGGUAGCACUCAUUUGAGCAUGUCUUGAACUUAUCUCAGAAGUUCCUCCUUAAAUCAAACCUUUAUCCACUUAUCUUGUACACCACUUCAAUGUUUACUCUGUUCUUAAUUAUACAAUGCUAAAACACAUGACACAUUUCUCCAGCUCAGGUUCACAUAUUUUGCAAGCCGUGUAACAGUGAGAGAGCAAAGGUGUCAAAACCAAGGCAUUGUCUGCAGGUGUUGUGAACAGCAGAUGUGUUUGUACAAACCACAAGAGAAACCUCACAGCAAAAGCAGAGCCAUCUCAGCCCCCUUAUCUCUCCUACUGAACACUCAUAAAAUGUGCCUUCUUCCAUGGACUCAGUGAGUUGAGAUGGAGAGAUUCAGCAGAAUCAUACGUUUUGGGGGACCACUGCUGCAAACCACCCUCUUGAUUGUCUCUGUUUGGAAAUUAGCAGCUUGCUCUGAGGUUACAAUCGUGGGGGGACAUGAGGUCAAGCCUCACUCCAGGCCGUGGAUGGUGUCCCUUCAGGUCAAGAACAAUCACAUAUGUGGGGGCACUCUGAUCCGAGACCAGUGGGUGCUGACGGCAGCUCACUGUAAGGGUGUCUUUGGUGAGUCUAAGAAAUUCGUGGAAGCCCUCCUUGGAGCUCACUCUCUGACAAGCAGCAAAAACACACAGCGUGUAGCCAUUGAGGAGUACUAUGUGCCUGGCACCUACAGUGACAGGACCAAGGAAGAUGACAUCAUGUUAAUCAAGCUGAAGAUGAAAGUCAAGGUAAACAGCAAGGCAGUGAAGGUGAAAGAGGUUUCAAAGUCUGGCAAAGACCUCCAGGUUGGCACACAGUGCCAGGUGACAGGAUGGGGGGUGGUAAGUGCUACGGGUAGCAUGCCUUCAGACACACUGCAGGUGGCAGAGGUGGACAUACUGGACAGGAAGCUCUGUGACUGCUUCUACAACAGAAACCCUGUGAUCACCCAGGACAUGCUCUGUGCUAGCAACAACAAAAGACAGGCAGAUGCUUGCAAGGGGGAUUCUGGUGGUCCGUUGGAGUGUAAGAAAGCCUUUGUAGGCUUGGUUUCUGGGGGACUGGGCUGUGGCAACCCCAAGAAGCCUGGAGUGUACACCCGGUUCUCCAAAAGACACCUGGAUUGGAUCCACAAGAUCAUCAAACAUCAAUCAAAUACCACCAAUGUUGGCAUACUGUAAGGAUAUAAUGGGUCAGACCAUAGAUUGUUUGAACCUGAAUCAAAUACAGUCCAGCUCCUAGGCCCCUAAGGCUCAUACAAUACAUGUGUUUCUGUCAUCACCCGUUUGCCUCUCUGUUUAAUAUAAAGAGUAACUGCAACUAUAGUGGUGUUCACUUUUUCCUGACAGUUUUCUUUUUCCUUCUAGAGCAGUGGCAACCCGUCAUUUAUGGAUUUCCUUUAGGGAGAGCGGUUGUCUUUGCUGUAUCUCAAUGUGUCAAACAAGGUUUCUCUGUUGGACAUCUCUGUAGGACAUCAGCUUUAGCUAUAUCCAUUACCUCGCCGGCAUUUCUGUUUUUUAUAGCUUGAACUGUCCAUGGGCGUCAGGCUACAACUGUAUAUCUGCUUGUGUAGGUCACACAGCUUGGUUACAUUUCUAUGCUUAACAAUGUGAGCCCCACAUUUUUUGCAAAAAAACAAUAACAAAAAAAGUUACAAUUUGAGCCCCACAUUUUUUUGGUGGCUGGGUUUGCUUGUUUUGCUUGUUAUUUUGGCAUUAAUACAUGUCACAUAUUAGUUUGCAAACAUGUAAAAAAAUAAAUAAAUAAUUGAGUUAAUAAAGCUAUAUACAACCAUG
Oncorhynchus kisutch (coho salmon) is the source of this 2199-nucleotide messenger RNA. RefSeq names its product granzyme K. Gene Ontology annotation, molecular function: serine-type endopeptidase activity. Gene Ontology annotation, biological process: proteolysis. The record is from RefSeq and is a predicted model, not a curated record. The coding region runs from base 748 to 1584 and encodes 278 amino acids. The transcript has 5 exons. Lineage: Eukaryota; Metazoa; Chordata; Actinopteri; Salmoniformes; Salmonidae.